Cicer arietinum (chickpea) is the source of this 1170-nucleotide messenger RNA. RefSeq names its product bidirectional sugar transporter SWEET17. Gene Ontology annotation, molecular function: sugar transmembrane transporter activity. The record is from RefSeq and is a predicted model, not a curated record. Gene Ontology annotation, biological process: carbohydrate transport. Gene Ontology annotation, cellular component: membrane. Lineage: Eukaryota; Viridiplantae; Streptophyta; Magnoliopsida; Fabales; Fabaceae.
UUGAUUUGUGAUGAGACAAAGAAAACUCUCUUUUUCACCAUUUUGACACUCUUCUCCCUAGUCAUCAUAAAUAUGCACACACCUAAAGAAGAAAUUGAAACUACUCAUUCAUAAUCUUGCAUCAAUUCUUGGUUUGGUCAUGGCAGAUCCAAGUUUCUUUGUUGGAGUGAUAGGUAACACAUGCAUACUACCCUCCUAUUCAUUGUUUUACACUCACCUAAAUUGCACAAAUCUUGAUUGAUCCAUGUCCAUAAAUGGAAUUUUCAUUCUUUGUUUGGUACAGACCAACAUUUUGGAGAAUAAUAAAGCAGAAAUCUACAGAAGAUUUUUCGAGUUUUCCUUAUAUAUGCACAUUGCUUAACUCCUCUUUGUGGACUUACUAUGGAACCAUAAAGGAUGGAGAAUAUCUUGUGGCAACUGUUAAUGGAUUUGGCAUUGUGGUGGAGACAAUCUACAUUCUUCUAUUUCUCAUAUAUGCUCCCAAAAAAAUAAGGGUGAAGACAGCAAUUGUAGGUGGGAUAUUGGAUGUGGGAGUAUUUGCAGCAGCAGUAGUUGCAACUCAAUUAGCAUUACAAGGAGAGGCUCGUAGUGGUGCUGUGGGUAUUAUGGGUGCAGCUUUGAACAUUCUUAUGUAUGCAUCACCUCUUGCUGUCAUGAAAACAGUGGUGACAACAAAAAGUGUGGAAUAUUUGCCAUUCCUCCUUUCGUUUUUCUUCUUUUUAAACGGCGGCGUUUGGCUGUUGUAUGCUGUUCUUGUUCGUGAUUGUAUUCUUGGGGUACCAAAUGGGACUGGAUUUUUACUUGGAGGCGUGCAGUUAGUGUUGUAUGGGAUCUACCGAAAUGGGAAACCGUCGAAGCAUGUUUCUCAUAAAUUGGAAGAAGAAUGUCAACAUCACCAUCUCAUCUCAUCUGUAUCAUAGGGAAAACAUAUCCAUCUACUUUUGCUUUCAAGUUUAUUGCUACAUGUUUUUUAAACAAUGGUCAAUGUAGAAAGUAAUUAGUGUUUCAAAAAAAUGGAUAUUAAUUUAAUGUAUCAUAUAGUCCCAAAUUAUGGGGGAUUUUUUGGUGUAUUUGAAUGUAACCUAGAAUGAAUUAUGUAUAUGUUAAAAAAAUGGAUUGUGUCAACUUUUUGCUACAUUCAAAUACACUAAACAUAUUUUUGAGUGCGGA